Molecule: messenger RNA, 8622 nt
Organism: Scylla paramamosain (green mud crab)
Lineage: Eukaryota; Metazoa; Arthropoda; Malacostraca; Decapoda; Portunidae
Gene: Ip6k
Product: inositol hexakisphosphate kinase 3-like
Exons: 6
Coding region: 167-1567 (466 amino acids)
Biological process (GO): inositol phosphate biosynthetic process; phosphatidylinositol phosphate biosynthetic process
Cellular component (GO): cytoplasm; nucleus
Molecular function (GO): inositol hexakisphosphate kinase activity
Source: RefSeq, a predicted model, not a curated record
GAAGGGAUAGUUUGUUGCGUCAGACGGAGCCAAUGUUGCUAGAUCUUGUUUUGAGCAAGACUGUGGUGGCCGCUGAUUGGCUGACGAGACCGCCAUAUUCAUUCUAGGAAAGUUCCAAGAGUGUCGCCAAUAUUAAGUGGUGUGAGGAAGACCAGAGUCCAUCUAGAUGACCCUCGGGACCAUGAACCAUGACGCGGACAAAGAGGAUCUCAUACAGCUAGAGCCUCUGGUGCAUCAAGUGAGUGGCCACUCCUCCAUGUUCGUCCUGGAUGAUGUGACAGUGUGCAAGCCUCUCAUUGGUCGGGAGUACAUGUUCUACCGCACCCUCCCACCUGAAAUGAAGCAGUACACCCCAGAGUUCCACGGCACCUUACGGGUUGUUCUUCAGGAGGCCCAAGAUGGCCUCACCCUGGCUGCCUUGCCCAACAAACAGAUUCCUGCCCCUAGGAACACUCAAGGGCCACAGCAGCAUGGGAGGUGUCUGCGUCAGGUAUGCUCAGGUAGUGUAGAGCUAGAGAGUGAAGGAGAGGAAGAGUCUCCCUGUAGUCCACAAGACUCUUCAAGCCUCUCCUCCAGAGCCUCCACAACCACCACCACCACAGCUUUGGCACCACUCCCUCCUGACUCACAUAAUCCUUGGCUGCAGCAGUGUCACCAAACAACACUUCACAAACUCAAGCAGAAGUCUGACUCCUCCAAUGUUGUAGAAUGCAUCAUGCUGGAGAACCUCACUCACAAGUUCAGAUAUCCCUGUGUCUUGGAUCUGAAAAUGGGCACCAGACAGUAUGGGGAUGAUGCUCCUGAAAGCAAGCGCAAAAGUCAGACUGCUAAGGCUGCCAACACCACUACCAUCACCCUGGGUGUCAGACUGGCAGGGAUGCAGGUUUACAACAAAGAGGAGAAAGGAUACCACUGCAAGAACAAGUAUUAUGGCCAACAGCUCUCAGAGGAAGGUUUCAAGGAAACUCUUCUGCAUUAUCUCCACAAUGGGCAUGGACUUCGUCUUGACAUUGCAGACAUGAUUAUUUCAAGAUUAGAGGAACUUAGUUCAAUAAUAUCAAAAUUAGAUUCUGUAAGAUUCUUUACCUCAUCUUUAUUAAUUCUUUAUGAUGGAUUUGACCCAAGUGGAUCAAAUUUCAAUCAGCCAGACUGUAAGACUGAAAGAAAGAGAGAGCCUUCAGAACACACCAGAUUAAGCCACUGGCCAGACCAGUUGGGCGAAGGCUCCAGCCUGCCCCAGGACAAGUGGUCACCCAAAGACUCCCGCAUACCACCCAUCAAAAUGACUCAUCCAGCCUACAUUCACGAGAUGCCUAGCCCAGGAGGAGGGAAGGCCAGGGAACAGGUGAGCAGGUGUGAGUCUGAUGCCCCGUGUAAGUCUAAGGGCUGGCAGAGAAACAGAAACCACAGGCCGCCCAUUGAUAUUCGCCUCAUAGAUUUUGCCCAUGCCACCCACAAAGGCAUGGGGGACUCCAAACUGUACAGUGGACCAGAUGAGGGGAUUUUGUUAGGUCUUAACAGUCUCAUAAAAAUUUUCACUGACAUUAGAGAUAGAUAUAAGCACUGACCUGUAAUGGAGUCCCAUGUUCCUCCCUGUCUUCUGUCUGCCAGUCAGUCCAUUUCUCUCUCUCUCUCUCUCUCUCUCUCUCUCUCUCUCUCUCUCUCUCUCUCUCUCUCUCUCUCUCUCUCUCUCUCUCUCUCUCUCUCUCUCUCUCUCUCUCUCUCUCUCUCUCUCUCUCUCUCUCUCUCUCUCUCUCUCUCUCUCUCUCUCUCUCUCUCUCUCUCUCUCUCUCUCUCUCUCUCUCUCUCUCUCUCUCUCUCUCUCUCUGUAUAUAAUCAUUAUUGUCUAUGUUAGACACCAUAUCUCACAUUCAAAAUCAUCACUUCAUAAGUAUUUCAGUGUGUUGUGUAUGUAAAAUAUGUAGCUGUAUAUUUACUAUUCCAUGUGAAAAGUUGUAUAUAAGAUGUAUAAAUUCUAUAUUCCAUAAUCAGAGUAUAGAUUUAGCUGCCUAUGACUUAGGCAUUCUUGACUCAUAUUAAGUUUUACUAUAAAAAUCUCAUAUGUAAAUAUUGUGUUGUAUAUUACAAUAUAGUGCCAAAGCACCACCAAUCCAAAUAUCUGUUCCAUAAAGAGGAACUAAAAUCAACAUAGUAGUUUAAAGUGACACAGAAUUGGGUAGUGAAAUAUUCACUAAAUCACAAAGGGUUGAGCUGUUUGAGGAAAACCUCCCUUGAGUUGUAUAACUGUAAAAUGAAUUUUCAGCACAUAUAUCUGCUUUCACCUCCAAGGUCAGUGUGGAGGCUGACGGGAGCAUACCCACCUUUGAUAUGAAUCCCACCAGAGAGAGAGAGAGAGAGAGAGAGAGAGAGAGAGAGAGAGAGAGAGAGAGAAUAUAUACAUACAUACAUACAUAUAUACACACACUUGCUUUCAUAGUAACAUAGUAACAUUCACAUACAUGAGGAAAAGUUGAAUUAUUGCAACAGUUGCUUGAUGUGCUGCACUAUUUUAUCAGUGUUAAUUUUACAGUAUAAAUAUUUUGUCAAAUUAAGUUCUUGCUGCAUUUUACCUUUGCACACAAGGAAUACAGUUCUUAUAUAUUAGUGAAAAGGAUUUACUCCUCUUAGAGAGAAUGUUGUUUAUCAUGGAGCAGAUAAAGUAUGCCAGUGUGGUUGAAUCAGUGAGUCACUCUCUCCUGGCUCCAGCUUUCAAGAUUGUCACCUGGUUGACGACAAGUUUGAGAUCAGGUAUGUAAAAUAAGGCAUUUAAGAACAAGUAGAUUUUGUUCAAAAUCAGCUUGUCAACACAAGACAAUUAAUCUCUAUCCUCCUUCCUUUUCUUCCUUGGACUUUGUCAUGAUCAGUGAGUCAGUUAAUACCCAGAGACCAAAUAUAACCAAGGGCAUGGCCAUGAUAGGGUCAUACAGAGCCACAGCCAACUGCUUUAAAAGAGGACAGCUAGAAAGGUAGCCAGUUUUGACCAAAGGAAGCCCAGCUAAUACGGAUUUAUGUUGCAAUUACAUAAACAAACAACUGGUGUUCAGUGGGUGGUUGGGGGUUAAGACAUCUCAAGUGUCAAACCAAAGCCAGUAAUUUUCACACUUUUCUCAUAAAACAUUUAGUAUUUCAGCUUGAUGAAUAUAUAUUAAGCUCAAAGACUUAACACAGAAUUCAAAGAAUCAUACACACACACACACACACACACACACACACACACACACACACACACACACGUACAUGCAAAGUGUGGUUGCUAAAGUAUCAGUAUAUAAUAGUUAGAACCAGGAUGUGAGUAAAUAUCAAGUGAUUAUGAACAGGAAGUUGCUCAGGUAUGUGACUUUUCACAGCCACUGGUCUGUGAUGGCUCAGCACUAAGAGAGUGGUGCCUGGGAGGUAGGAAAGUGCUCUUUCAGUAGAAAUUACUGAAGUAUUCCUAUAUAGGCAGGUGUGCACUGUCCCUCCAAUACCUACCUUGUCUAACAUUGUAUCGUGAGGCUGAUUCUUUGAAUUUUAAGAAUGUAUAUAGAAUCUUAACCACUUGAGUUUAAAGUAGAAGGUAACUGACAAGAAAUGCUCCUUUUGUUAACUAGAAGAUUGAACCUGUAGGCAGUAAUCAACAUCAUAUUAUCCCAAUCUAUCUGAUAGAGUCAAUAUAAAUACCUUAGAAAAAAUGUGUGAAUAAGCUCAAAAAUGUUUUAUAUUUUUGUAUAGCAACCUAUGGGCUUCAUAGAAUAUCUCUGAGAACCUCACUCCUUUCUCUCAUGCAGUCCCUUGACUUAUCCUCCUUUAUCAAAUUAGAUUUUUCCUUAGAUAUAAAUGUAGUUUGUCAAGCCACAAUUAUGAUUAUUACUAAAUUCACCUUGUCUUUUAAGGUAAAUCUCAAAAAUGCAUUACAUGUUCUGUUUUGUUUUCCAAGAUUAAAUACACUAGGAAUGUUGUCUCUCAACUUUUUUUUUUGUUCAUUGCACACCUUCAGUGUUAUGUAGUGUCUUCACCCUGCUGCAGGCCACAUGUACAGCGCAGUGUUUAUCUCCCUCCAUGUUUGCAAAAAUAGUGCUGUAUAUGCCAGUUCAUGAUAUUAUGAGAUGCAGAUGCAUAAAAUCUGACACUGCUGGAUCUUGCAUAUUAAUUGUCUGUAUAUGAGAAGUGACAACCCAGUAAGAAUCCUAUGGCUUGGUGCAGGGCCAAGACCUGUGUCUUGAAGACCACUGUUCUAGAGUGUAGGGAUAUGACAAUAUUAUUGACUUUAUGUUUUGUACUUUCUAUAUAUGUAUGUUCAUUGGUACUUUCAGUGACUACUCUUCCCAGGUUGUUGGCUCAGUUGUCUUGACUUCAUUGUUUUGAGAGGUGCAAAUGUUUUAUCCUAGGAGUAUUUGUUACUUCAAUGCAGGUGGGCCUCAAGACAUUCAGAGAUACAGAGUUAUGAUAUACAUACAUAUAACUGGGUAAUGUAAAUAUACAAUGAAGCCCUGAGAUAGAGAAGUAAUUUGUUCCAUGGUUCAUUGUAAUCCUGAAAACAUCGUAACCCAAAAUCUUGAAGUACAUUAGUCAUGCUUAAUUUUACAUUUAUAAAGAAAACAUGGAAUAACAAGGUCAUCAGAAUUCUAGAUAAUCAUGCUUAGUAUCUUGAACUAAGUCCAGCUGGCAGUUAAUUGUUUGAAUGAGAGCCAAGAGAGUACCUGAAUACUACUUUGAGUAUAAUUCUAUAGUCCAUUAUUUAUAUUUGAAGAACAUAUGAGCUCAGAAGGGAAAUUACAUUGUGGUACUGCAAGGGGAAGUCAUCAUAGAGGAUGUGGAGGGACUUAACAGACCAUGGGAUACAAGUGAUUAAGGAUCUCAUAGUGUUGGAAGAAGUGAGAGAGGAAGAACACGAGAAUGAUUCCUUGAUGCCCUGAUCUGCUGAUAUUGUUUUUGCUAAAGAGGACAACUAACAGACCAUAAACAGACCAGGAGACUCAAGAUAGAGGGAAAUUGCAAAACACAGUGAAAAUUAAUACAGAAGGUUUCUCAACUUCUGACCACAACUGUAUCAUCACAUGCACAUCACAUUUUUCAUUCUUUAUUGUAUCUUGUAUGUUGGGGCCUCACUGUAUAAUAAGUAUUCUUGUGUUUUUAAUGGUUUACUAUAUGAUCUAGGUAUGGUUUCUUAUAACUGAUGCACUUGCAAAACUAAGAUCUUUUAACAUAAGGGAUAUGAUUAGUGUGUGAAAGUAUAUUUAAAUUAAAACACACCAAUGAUUUGAAGAUCAGCUUUGAUGUCAGGGUGGUGUUGAGUGUAGCUUUGGGGAUUGUUGGUGUGGCUUGGAUAACAUUGUACUCAGAAAAGUAAUGUAUUUUUCAAGGAUCAGAAAAAACAAAUGUUGUUGGAUGUCUCCUUAUUAAUGUGCAUCAUGUUUUAUACACUUACUAUUAUCAUUAGGCAUCUCCACUUUCUGAGAAAUAUUUGGGUUAGGGAAACGUUUCCCUCAAAAAUUUCAAACCUUUUAGACAUUUUAGGAUUUGCAAAGAAUUGAUAACAAUGAGUAUAUUUCUUUUAUUGGUUUAGGUUAGUGUCAAUAAACUUAGAUGCAGUUAGACAACUUGCAGUGUGUGUUGUGUCUUUUUGUAUAUGAUGUAUCAGACACCACAGUUUCUGGAGUGAAUGGGAACAAGAAGUUAGCAAAGAACAAAGAAGUAAAGCAAAAGCAGUGAAGAUGACUAACAAUAAUGAGAUAAUUGAAUCAACAGUUACCUUCAUGGACAUGAGUAAAAGCAUAUUUGAUGAAGAAAAAUUUCUUUUUAUUCAUCAGUGCUGCACCUUUUAGUACUCUGAGCUACCAUUAAGAUAUGUCAUUGUCUGCACAUCACUUCUUCCUUUUCCUUGCUCAGCCAGCAUCACAAGUUGGUGGGUUUCAGUGAGCACCUGCUGACAUCAACAGGCUCAUUCAUUUCUGUCUCAAUGUCUUUGAAAAUGUACCCAAGCCAAAUUCUUGUUAAAGAGCAGCUGAUAGAAAAUAAGCUGCCCUAAAUUUUUUUUAGCUUUUAAGUCAUUUACAUUGUGUACUAACACAGCUUCAGUUUUCACUUUGUGGUAAUGAGUGUUCUACUUCAGCACUGUGAAUGGCAAUCCACUCUCAGUUUUGUAAAGAGACAUUUAGAAAAAAGUUGCAAUAAAAUUUCAAUUUAAUUCAUCUUGAUUUGGGACCAAGACAUUUUUAUUUACUAAAUUCAAACAUUAAAAAGAUAUAAUUGUGUUUCUUAUUAUAUUAUAUUAAUAAUUUUUUGACAGUGAAUGCAAAUUCUGCAUAAACUGUGCUAUUGUAGAUAUUUAUUCCUACAGUUAUUAUUUCAAUAUUAUUAUUAUUAUUAUUAUUAUUAUUAUUAUUAUUAUUAUUAUUAUUAUUAUGUACAGAUAAAAUACUGAGAUAAUACAUGACAAUGUAAUGAUAAUGUUUGAAAAGCUCAUGGUGGAAUUCUCAGCUGGUUUUUUGCAUCACUUGUAUUUCCUUUCUGUGCAAAGCCUGAAAAGUUUUUUUAACUUGCUUUGAAACACUAGUGAUAGCUUCUUGGCAGUAAAGUAACAAGCAAGACCAUUGUUUUGGAAGGGCAGUACAGAUAAAUGAGUGCAUCUAGCUGUUUAUCCUUGUCUUACUUAAGUCUUCCUAGGUCAGAUGCUGAGCUUGUACUUAAACCAAACCAAAAAUAACCACUACUAAGUGUUGCAGUAUUUGAAGCAUUUUACCUCAAGUAGGAGAAGGGUGUUGGCAGCAGCCGGCAGUGAGGAGAGGCAGCAAAGUAUAAAUGAAACCCUGAAUUUCUUUGUUCAUUAAUAAGAGCUGUAGGAUUGUUAAUGAUAUAUGCAUUUCCCAUUUUGUGUUAUAUGAGGAUGGUGUUUAUAUUGUCUGGUGCUAUAGAUUAAGCCAACCGGAAAGGAUGAAACACGUAUGCAGCUGUAAGUAAGGUGUACCACUUCUGUAAUUAGUCAUUCUUAAAGUUAUUCAGGGUUAUUUUUAGGGAGGAUUUAUUGUAAAUUUCUUGAUAGCUUACCAUAAAGAAUAUAGAUGAUAUUAAGUACUGUCUCAGCAGAGUGCAAGUUCUUAGGUCUCACUGUAUGCUUAUGUUCCUGAUAAUGAGCACAUUUGUCAAAGCAUAAUUAAUAUCAAAUCCAAAUAUUUGAUUCAGUGAAGAAAAUGUAUAUGCUCCCAGUCAUCAUCAUCAUCAUCAUCAUCAUCAUCAUCAUCAUUAUCAUCAUCAUUGUGAGCAUCAGAGCAUCAUGGUCUACAUUUAAUUGGGUGAAGAGUCUGAGUCCAGGCUGAAAAAUAGGGAAAGUUCAGGAAAAUAUUGCCGAAUUAAUUGGAUUACAAACGCAGUCAAGCUGUAGGUAUGUGCCUUCAUCUUACUUGGCCCUGAGCAAGCACAGAAUCUACUGCUGAUGUUUCAGUAACAUAUGUUUAGAUAAAUUAUAGGUUUCUUACUAAAUCUGCCCUUCUGGUAUGACAGAAGCAUACAACAUUUCUUGUACCAUAGUAGUUGUGGUUUGAAUUCCCAACAUGAUUAGCCUACACAGAUUAUGUAAAUCAGAAUUAUGAACAAGGAAAAAAUUAACCAAAAAGAUGAAACAGUAACAUGCAAGGAAGGUUUGUCAGAUAGUGGUACUGUAUUUGGUUGUUGAAUAAGGGUGUAGUUUAAUAGAUACUGUUCAGUAUGAUACUUAAAUGUACCAACCUUGCUGUGCCUUUCUGAGGCAACUAAUCAUCCCUUAGAAAUGGAGUCUGCAUCAAAGUUGAAUGUUGUCAACUAUUUUUUUUUUUUUUUUUUUUUUUUUUUUACAGUAUAAUUCCCAAGUCUGCAUAAAGGCCUGUCUUGUUCAGGGCUGAAUGAUGGCCACUGACCACAGCAGCUGAUGUCUAAUGUACUAAACUCUCCUCCAACCAUCUAGGAUUAGUGAGUGGAUGACUACAUUGAGGGUCACAAUUAUUCAAGGCAGCUGGAGGAUGCCAUGGUCCUGUUCUAAUAUAAUAAAUAUAUAUAUAUAUAUAUAUAUAUAUAUAUAUAUAUAUAUAUAUAUAUAUAUAUAUAUAUAUAUAUAUAUAUAUAUAUAUAUAUAUAUAUAUAUAUAUAUAUAUAUAUAUAUAUAUAUAUAUAUAUAUAUAUAUAUAUAUAUGGUAUGCCACAAGGUCAAAGACCCAGAAAACAGAUGAACUCUGCAUGUAUAUACAUUUUCACAUUCAUUCCAGGUGAAUGCUGCUUCUUGUAUGACUUAUAAAUUGGGAUUUUACUGUGUAAAUAGGUAAAAGGAAAAGGAUAAAUAAUAAAAUGUACCAGUGUGACGUAGUAACCGAUGGUUAGGAUGAUGAGUGAAACUCACUUGUGACAGUGCAUGUUGCAGUGACUGUAAAAUCAUGAAUAUUUAGUACAAUCUUGUUUUAUGGAGUUCUCAGUGUAUAUGAUUAUAGAACAUUAUUUAAGAUACAGUUACAUGUAGUGUAAGCUUUAAAGGUACAAAGGGUUGCAUUUUUAAUGAUGACCAGAGUUUCUUUCAGCUGAUUUAAGGCGUUUGUUGUAAUAUUUAGUUUGUUGAUUAUUUGAGGAUUAUAUUGUGGUGUGCUAUUCAAAAUGGAAAUAAAUGCACUUGAAAAUCUU